This is a messenger RNA of Hansenula anomala, 903 nucleotides long. RefSeq names its product phosphatidylinositol-specific phospholipase C. The record is from RefSeq and is a predicted model, not a curated record. NCBI's taxonomy places the organism in Eukaryota, Fungi, Ascomycota, Saccharomycetes, Phaffomycetales, Wickerhamomycetaceae. Gene Ontology annotation, molecular function: phosphoric diester hydrolase activity. Gene Ontology annotation, biological process: lipid metabolic process. The transcript has a single exon. The coding region runs from base 1 to 903 and encodes 300 amino acids.
AUGGUCAAUUACACUGAAUGGUUAAAAGAACAAAGGGAUGAUGUUUUGUUAUCAUCUUUAGCAAUUCCAGGUACUCAUAAUUCAGCAGCUAGUCAUACAGCUUUACCAUCUGUUCAAUGUCAAGGUGAAUCAGUUUUAAAACAACUGGAACAUGGUGUUAGAUUUUUAGAUUUAAGAGUUUCUAAAAAUGUUUUGAAAAGUGAUGAAAAUGAUCAAAAAGAUUUAGUUAUCAUUCAUGGUAAAUUCCCAGUUAAAUUAUUGGGUAAUGUUUAUUUAAAGGAUGUUUUAAAUGAUGUCUAUAAAUUCUUGGAAGAACAUCGUUCAGAAAGUGUUUUGGUUAGUAUUAAACAAGAAGGUAAUGGGACUUGGGAUAAUGACAAUGAUGAAUUUGGUAAUUUGAUUUGGGAUAAAUAUAUUAAUCCAAAUAAAGAUCGUUGGUAUUUAAACACAAAUAUUCCAAGAGUUGGUGAAGCUAGAGGUAAAGCCAUUAUAUUUAGAAGAUUUGGUGUUAAGAAUGAAGACCGUAAAAGAGAAUUUGGUAUUGAUGCAGCAUGGUGGUCAUAUAAUUGUACAAAUGAUGAUCGUGGUUCUUUCCAAGUUCAAGAUUGGUGUGAAAUUUCCUCAGCUGAUGAUAUUUCUAAAAAAGCUCAAUAUAUUAAAGAUUUAUCUAAAACUGCAAGUGAUUAUAAUUCAACCAAUUCAAAUGAUCCUAAAUUGUUUAUCAAUUUCUGUUCAGGUUCAAAUUUCUUUGAUCCAAAUUGUUGGCCAUCAAAGAUUGCUGAAGGUUUGAAUCAAAAUAAUAUUGCAGAAUCAUUUGGUAGAGGUAGUGGUAUCAUUGUUUUAGAUUAUUCAGAAAGUGAAGAUUGGAAAUUAGUUAAACAAUUGAUUGAUAAGAACUUUUGA